Messenger RNA from Raphanus sativus (radish), 919 nucleotides. RefSeq names its product peroxisomal and mitochondrial division factor 1. Bases 1 to 396 code for a protein of 131 amino acids. The transcript has a single exon. The record is from RefSeq and is a predicted model, not a curated record. NCBI's taxonomy places the organism in Eukaryota, Viridiplantae, Streptophyta, Magnoliopsida, Brassicales, Brassicaceae.
AUGGACGAUCGGGCUGAGAAGGCGAUGGUCAACGACGAAACGGAGAAGGAGAAGAAGAAGAAUCGUGAAUUGACACGUGAGAAUGGGGAACUGAAGGAGAAGGCAGCGAGAUUAUCGGGAGAGAUCGAGGAGAUGAAAGGCGUGGAAGCCGAGAUGAAACAGAGCUUCGAAGAGAUGGAGACGGAUAUCAAGCAGCUAGAGGAAGAGAAGAAGGGUUUAGAGACUGUGUCGGCUCGAGCCGUGGAGCUCGAGAGCGAGGUGGAGAAGAUUCAGGAAGAUCUCGUCAACGCGUUGAGAGACGGAGACGAGAGGGAGCUGGAGUUGGAGGAGCUGAAGAGAGAGCUGAUGGAGAAAGGAGAGAGCUUUGAGAGGUGUGAGAAGGAAGCGGGGAGUUAGAUGGAGAAGAAAGGUAGGGACUUGGAGAGGAAAGUAGGGGUUUUGGAAGUGAGGUUGAUGGAGGAGAGGAGCAAGAAAGUUAGGGUAGAGGAGGAGAUGAGGGAGAAGGGUAACGAGAAAGAGGGAGAGAUCGAGGAGCUGAAGAGGAAAGUCUCUGACUUUAAAAUGGGUUUAGUGAAGGGUAUGAUGGAGCUGGAGAGAUUGGAGGUAGAGAAGAAGCUAAUAGAGGAAGAUUUGAGUGAGUCGCAGAUAAAGGAAAAGGAUUUGGAGCUGAGGAAGGAGGAGUUGUUGAAGAAGGUGGGUGAAGCUGAGAAAACACUGCUUGUGUUGAACGAGAGGAUCAUGGAGCCUACUAAUGGAGUCAGAGACAUAAAGGAUGGUGGCCAGAAAUGCUCCUUGGAAGGACAAUUGCAUUGGCCAGUUGUUGCUGCUGGUUCGGUUGGAGCUUUGGGUUUGGUUGCAGCGACAGUGUUUGUAUGCUACUCUAAACGUACAUGAUUCAAUAAUAUUGAGAGGUUUAACU